UCUGACCAGGUUGUCAGAUGCAUAAGGCAGCACCUCGAAGCCUCAGAUGUUGCUCUCUGUCCUGGAUGUGAUUGUUCUCCUCUCUCCUCCACCACAAUGGCUCUCUUGUCUUUCUCCAGAGGAUUCACGAUAUUGAAUAGAGCAUUGGCUCUGACUGACACCGGCUACCUCAUUCAAGUGGAUUUCUGAAACAAGUCAGUAUGCUGACCCAUCCCUCUCCUCCCACUCUCCUACUCUCCCUCCUGUUGCUGCUGUGUGGUUGGAACAAGGCCACCUGCUCUCUUGGGGAUGGCGUGAAGAUUUGGCAGCAGCCCAAACCGGACCCCAUCACCAAAGAGCAGUCUUUCCUCCAUGACACCUUCCCUUCAGGAUUCCUCUGGGGUUCAGGGACGUCUGCCUUCCAGACAGAGGGAGCAUGGGACCAAGAGGGUAAAGGCGCUUCUAUAUGGGACCAUUUCACCCACUCUAGUGUCAGUGGUAAUUUGGCAAAAGACACUGCCGAUGUGGCUAGUGACAGCUACACUCGCUGGGAAGAAGAUGUGGAGGCACUGGUGUAUCUAGGUGUGAGAUCGUACUCCUUCUCUCUCUCGUGGCCCCGACUCUUUCCUGAUGGGAAUGCCAGAGGUCAGCCCAACACAGCUGCUGUGCAGCAUUACAGACGGCUCAUAGAGAGGCUGCUGGAGAGGAAAAUUGAGCCCAUCGUCACCCUCUAUCACUGGGACCUGCCGCAAGUCCUGCAGGAGCGCUAUGGAGGCUGGAGAAAUGACAAGCUGGUGGGACUGUUUGGGGAGUAUGCUGCAUUUUGUUUCCACACAUUUGGGAGCCGUGUCAAGUAUUGGCUCACGAUGCAUAAUCCAUAUCUGGUAGCUGUGCAGGGGUACGGGACAGGUGUGCACGCUCCUGGAGAAACAGGGGGUCCUGCUGCCUCUCUCAUUGUGGCCCACAACCUGAUCAGGGCACAUGCCAAAGCAUGGCACACCUACAACACCCACUUCCGUCCAGCUCAGAAGGGUAAAGUAUCCAUUGUUUUGGGGUCCCACUGGGUUGAGCCUCAGAGAGGCCAAGCCACAGCUGCUAAUAUUGAGCUUUGCCAGCAUUCAAUGGAGGCUGUGCUUGGCUGGUUUGCCAACCCCAUCUUUGGAGAUGGGGACUACCCAGUCUCCUUAAAAAUCAAGCAUGGGGCCCUCAUGCCAACAUUCACCCCUGAGGAGAAGCUCUGGGUUCAGAAAACAGCUGACUUUUUUGCUCUGUCCUUUGGACCUAACAACCUCCGUCUGGGCCGGAGCCUGGUCCAGUAUGGGCAGACUGUGACUCCAGACCUGAGGCGUUUACUGGGCUGGAUAAAGUUGGAGUAUGAGGACCCGACGGUGCUGGUGACUGAGGGAGGCUGGUUUUCUGAAGCCAGUGUGGGAAAGGAGGACACAGUGGCCAUUUACCUGAUGAAGAGGUUUAUCAACCAGGUCCUGCAAGCUAUAAAAUUUGAUGGUGUGCAGGUGAUAGGAUACUCCACCUGGUCACUGGUGGAUGGAUUUGAGUGGAACUAUGGCUACACUGUCAGGAGAGGCCUUUUCUACAUUGACUUCAGCCAACAGAACCAGAGCAGGACCCCCAAGACCAGUGCUCAGUACUACAGACGUGUUGUCACUGACAAUGGUUUCCUCAGAGAUGAAACCUCCAGAGAGAUUAAAGGCCGUUUCCCCUGCGACUUUCACUGGGGUAUCGCUGACUCCACUUUACAGGUCCACUUCUACCCUUACUCACCACAGUUUACCGACCCCCAUUUGUACAGCUGGAACCUGACAGGAGACGGAUCAUUGCGUCCAGUCCCAGGGGUGGAGAUGCACACCAGAGGAGCCCAGUGCACCGACUACUUGGCCAUUCGUGGUCAUCUUCGCCUGUUUGCAUCUACUGGGGCAUCUCACUAUCGCUUCGCUCUCAACUGGUCUCUGAUUUUACCCGAGGGAGACCUCUCUAAUGUGAACACUGAGGCUCUGAGGUACUACCGCUGUGUCCUGACCGAGCUCAAGAAGCUGGACCUGCAGGCUGUUGUUAUUCUCUACUACCCCACACACAGAGCUCCAAACCUGGGCUUGCCUGGUCCAUUGUAUGCCUCUGGUGGUUGGCUCAACUACAGCACAGUGGAGGCCUUUCAGGAAUACGCAGCUCUGUGCUACCAGCAGCUGGGGUCCUGGGUCCCAUACUGGAUCACCGUCAAUGAGCCGAACAGACUGGUAGAUGUUUAUUCCAGUAGGAAAGAGAAGCAUCAGGCAGCUCACAACCUUCUUCUGGCUCAUGCAAAAGCCUGGAGGCUGUAUGAGAGGGAACACUCAGGUCAACAGAAAGCACUUGUGUCACUUGCAUUACAUGCUGACUGGGUCGAACCUGCAAACCCCUUCCUGGACUCGCAUACAGCAGCAGCACAGAGAUUCCUUUUGUUUGAGCUUGGGCGCUUCUUAGACCCAUUGCUGGGGACUUUAUAUGAGGAGAAGCAUAGCAAGGGGGACUACCCACAAGAAAUGAAAGCAUACCUGAAGGAGAGAGCUCGAGUAAUGGGCUUCCCUGGAUCUGCUCUUCCUACCUUUACCGAGACUGAGAAGGAGGAGCUGAGAGGGACAUUGAGCUUUAUCGCACUGAAUCAUUUCACCACCCGCUUGGUCUCUCUGUAUCCCCACACACAGGCUAGUUUUCAGCAGAAAGAGCCCCCUGAUCACGGCUGUCUGAUCCUCUCUGAUCCCACCUGGGCCUCCUCCAGUCUGGGGCAGGCUCUUGUACCCUGGGGCCUGCGGAAGAUCCUGAACUGGGUGAGCCAGAGAUACGGAGGGACUCUGCCUAUCAUUGUGACAGCCAGUGGGGUUGAUGACCAGGCUCCUGUGGAGGACAAAGUCAGGCAACACUUUAUCAGGAGUUAUCUGCAGGAGGCCUUUAAAGCUCGCCAAUUAGAUGGCGUCAACCUGCAGGGCUUCUACGUGUGGAAACUGCAAGAUCGGCAUGCCCCUCAAUUUGGCCUCUUUACCUCAACCCAUCACCAAUCCAAAGCCAAAGCCUCCAUCGCUGUCUACAGAGAAAUCAUCACUCGUGGUGGUUUCCCUGAGGACAACACCACGCAGGCCUGCAGGUCUAGUCAGCUGCAUGAACAUUGCUCUGUAUGCACAUGGAUGUUCGAGAACAAAGCCAUGCUGGUCUUCGGAGGCUGCCUCCUGGUAACAGCGGUUAUGUUGACAGCACUUGUCAUCUUUGUCAUCAUCACCAAGAGGAACCAAACAAGAGGCAGGAGGAGGGGGGUGAUCAGGAGGAGGAGAAAGGAGGGAGUCCCUGUCUGCUCAUGUCCACCUGUCAAGCGCUAACUGGUCCAAAAAUGCUUGUAUCUGUGCUUGUGACAAAUGUGUGAUCAGUUUACCAACAAGAAAAACUGUCUCCAUACAUUUGACUGUAAUAACGGGUUUAUUUCAUUGGUUGGGACAGUUUUAAAAAACUCUUUUGUUAGUGUGUUCAUACAUUUAAUGACCAUGAGAUCAACACAUUCACUUAUUGCCAAAGUCUCUAGACGUUAUUUUACAAAUGUUAAUAAUUGAUUAUGUGAGCUUUAUACUGUAAAAGAAAGGACAUGCUCUACCUAGCUGCUGACAUUAUGACCACAUUCUGGAGAAAAUGUGUUGAUGCAAUUAUUCUAAUAUUGUGAUAAAGUAAGUCUGUGGUGAUUAUAUUGUACAGAUCAGACUAAAAUGUGACUUUAAUAUAUUGUGCACUGUAUGAGCUUGUUCAGAUGUAAUUGUGGAUUGUACAAAUCUUUGUAAGAACAGGAAUAAAAAGAUAGUUACAA
Molecule: messenger RNA, 3820 nt
Organism: Epinephelus lanceolatus (giant grouper)
Lineage: Eukaryota; Metazoa; Chordata; Actinopteri; Perciformes; Serranidae
Gene: klb
Product: klotho beta
Biological process (GO): carbohydrate metabolic process
Molecular function (GO): hydrolase activity, hydrolyzing O-glycosyl compounds
Source: RefSeq, a predicted model, not a curated record